Molecule: messenger RNA, 219 nt
Organism: Talaromyces proteolyticus
Lineage: Eukaryota; Fungi; Ascomycota; Eurotiomycetes; Eurotiales; Trichocomaceae
Exons: 3
Coding region: 1-219 (72 amino acids)
Biological process (GO): proton motive force-driven ATP synthesis
Source: RefSeq, a predicted model, not a curated record
AUGGUUGUCUACUACGAACUCGCUGGCCGCAAGGUUGGCUCCCACGUGCUUUCCAUGGGUGUACUGGGCGCCCUGUUCGCUGGCUCUUGGCUCGCUACCCGUGGUGGUAGCGACAAGAAGGAACUAGGUCCUCCCAUCAAUGCCGGUUCCAAGGACGAGGAGAAAUUCAUACAGGACUUCCUUAAAAGCGUCGAAGGCGAAGAAAAAUCUAAACAUUAA